Messenger RNA from Stegastes partitus (bicolor damselfish), 5197 nucleotides. It is a transcript of the gene irs4b, whose product is annotated as insulin receptor substrate 4b. The record is from RefSeq and is a predicted model, not a curated record. Gene Ontology annotation, cellular component: plasma membrane; cytosol. Gene Ontology annotation, molecular function: phosphatidylinositol 3-kinase binding; insulin receptor binding. The transcript has 2 exons. NCBI's taxonomy places the organism in Eukaryota, Metazoa, Chordata, Actinopteri, Pomacentridae. The coding region runs from base 334 to 4566 and encodes 1410 amino acids. Gene Ontology annotation, biological process: insulin receptor signaling pathway.
GUGUACAGGAGGAGAAGGGAACGGAUUGCUAACCGAGCUAGCCGGAUCCUCCCGAUUAUAGAAACACCGCUGAACGUGGUCAUGUUGCACACGGUAGGCUUUAUUUCGUGAAAAAAGCCCGCAUUGGAAUACCUGCCCGGCUGCUUGAGGGCCAAAGGGAGUCGUUUUUUGACGGAAUAACAAAGCCGGUCUGUGAGGAUUGCAAAUCUGAGCCGUGCGAGUCAACGUUAGCUGGCCUAGCCGGACUCGGGAGCUCGUCUCCCAAAACAAGAAUGGGGUCUAGGUCCACUCGGAUUAGCUUGCUAGUAAAGUGACCUUUGAUUGUAUUCUCUGAUGGCAAAUUUCACGAAUUACCAGGAAGGCAAGGCAGCGAUGUUGAUGGUGGAGACGCAGCAGAGGGACGUGGGGACGAAAUCUGCGGCCGCCACCGCAAACGGAGACGGCUCGGUCGGGGAACCCCCUUCCCCGUUAAUUAAUAUCGGCGGCGGCGGCGGAGGAGGAGGAGGAGGCGGCUCUCGUUUCCACCAACACUUACCGCCCUCCAACCACCUCCACCAUCACCACCUCAGCCACCACCACCCGCCAAAGGAUCAACAGCAGCACCAUCACUACCAGCUGGCCCCGCAGCAGCAUCUUUCCGGGGAGAACAUCGCAGAGUCGCCGGGCAGGAAAGCCUCCUCCUCGUCCCUGAGCCAGGUACACGCCGCCGAGGACCCCGCCGCCUCCUGCGCCGCUAGCAGCAGCAGCAGCAGCGGCGGCGGCGGCAGCAGCAGCAGCAGCCAUGUAUACGCGGCUGUGAAUGUCGCCAAUGCCUCGGACGUUGUGGAUGAUAUUCGAAAGUGUGGCUACUUGAGAAAGCAGAAGCAUGGACACAAGAGGUUUUUCGUGCUCCGGGCUGCCAGCCACCUCGGGCCGAGCCGCCUGGAGUACUACGACAGCGAGAAGAAAUUCAGGAACAGCCUGCGCUCUGCUGCCGCGGCCGCCGCCAGCGGUGGAGCGGUCGCCCCUUCUCCCCCGAAAAGGGUGAUUUACCUCUAUCAGUGCUUCACGGUGAACAAAAGGGCGGAUUCCAAAAACAAACACCUCAUUGCCCUUUACACUAAGGACGAGUACUUUGCCAUCGUGGCCGAGAACGAGCAGGAGCAGGAGGACUGGUAUGUGGCUGUGAGUGAGCUGAUGAGUGAAGGCAAGAAGGGCCACUUGGAUUCAGAUGAUCUGGAUGAUGGAUACGGUACAGUCACCCCCGGUACUGUGUUUAAAGAGGUGUGGCAGGUGAAUGUGAAACCUAAAGGACUGGGUCAAACUAAAAACCUCACAGGUGUUUACCGGCUAUGCCUCUCAACUAAAACCAUUCACCUCGUUAAGUUGAACUCUGAGACGCCCUGUGUGAACCUCCAGCUGAUGAACAUCAGGCGCUGUGGACAUUCAGAAAGCUUCUUUUUCAUCGAGGUGGGUCGCUCCUCUUCUAUCGGGCCUGGGGAGAUAUGGAUGCAGGUGGAUGAUUCUGUCGUGGCCCAAAACAUGCACGAGACCAUCCUGGAGACAAUGAAAGCCUUGAAAGCUUUUGCAGAGUUUCGGCCCCGGAGCAAGAGCCAGUCCUCGGGCUCCAACCCCAUGUCAUUUAUCACAACACGGCGCCACCUGGGCAACCUGCCGCCGAGCCAGACCGGGCUGCAGCGGCGGUCGAGGACAGAGUCAGUCGUUGGGACGCCGCCCUCAAGUAAAAGCUCCGGGGCUAGUGGGUAUCGCUUCCGUACGUCCAGCGAGGGCGAGGGGACGAUGAACCGGCCGUUCCGCUCCGCCACAGGAAGCCUGGUCCACCUGAACUCAGCCCGGGCCCACCACGGCCGCCAGGAGGGGAGCGGCGGCAGCAGUGGCAGUGGUGUAGCCACAGGAAACGCUGGCACGAGCACCGGCAGCGGGCGCUACGUCAGAGCUAUCCCAGGUUCAACAUCCACCUAUCACGCCCGCUCCGCCUCGCUGCCGGUCUCCCACUUCCCCUCCACCACCAGCCCUGUCAGCGUCUCCUCCAGCAGCGGCCACGGCUCCGUCUCCGACACACUCACCCGCCCAUCAAGCGCCUCGAUAUGUGGCUCCCCGUCUGACGGCGGCUUCAACUCCUCAGACGAGUACGGCUCCAGCCCCGGCGACUUCCGGUACUUCCGUGUGCGGAGUAACACGCCUGAUUCUUUGGGCAACACCCCACCAAUCAGAGAGGAGAACUGUCUGAAUGAUUACAUGGCCAUGGGCUGGAACCGGGAGGUGUUUGGCACCAGCGGGGGCUCUGGAAACAACAGUGGGGGCGACACGCCACGUGACGAGAGCACGUCGACAACAGAGGAUGAGCGCUUCUCUUCAUCAUCACUGAGGAGGAGGACGCACUCUUUCUCCAGACCUGCUGGCGGUGCGACGGGCGGCUCUGGAGUGGCAGUUUAUCAGAAAAUGACCCAGACCAACUUCUCACUGGAGGAGGGCUCAGACGUGGUGUUGCCGUUCGGCAGUGGGCUGCUCCGCGGAGGGCCGUCCUCCUCCUCUUCCUCGCUCCGCUCCGACUACAGCUCCUGCUCCGAGCACAGCCAGCAGAGCCGACCCUCCACGCUCUCCCGGACGGAGGCCGGAGCCGAGCGCCCUCCUCUUUCCUCUUCCUCUGCCAAGGAGGACAGCGGCUACAUGCCCAUGAUGUGCGGCGUGGCUGCGUCUCCACGGGACACUCCCCCCGACUACAUGCCUAUGCAACCCGGUUCUUACUCCCAUCACAUCUCCCAUUCCCCUCAGUUUCACAGUCCAGCUUUAGCCCGUUCAGCCCACCAACACCCACAGCUCCAGCCUCAAUCCUCCACAGACUCCCACGGCUACAUGAUGAUGCUCCCGGGGGGCAGUGGCAGCUCCCCCUCCCCGGUGCAGGCCUCUCCCAGCCCUCACAGCAGCUCCAGCAUGGCAGGUGCUGGUGGGAGCGACAGCAUAGCAGAGAGACCCGAGAACGGUGAAUAUAUGGACAUGUCGUACAGCAGCAGCGGUGGUCGCAAGCACUCAAAUGAAGGGAGCAGUGGGUAUUACACAUCUGGCACACCUGAGGGCACCCCAAAGUCUUACAGCCCUUAUUUCUCCCUCCCUCGCUCCUAUAAGGCCCCCACCAGAGAGAGAGAUGAAAAAGAAUAUGGGGAAUAUGUUCCUAUGAGUUCUCCUGCCAAGCCAGUCUAUUCAUCAGUUGCCACAGCUUCAGUGUCAACACCUGAGAAGAGGGGUGGAGGAGGUAGUAGCACAUCCACCCCCUCUCACCCACCUCCGCCUUAUGGAGCCCACCAUACGACUGCAGCGAUGGCUGACAGACGCAUAGUGAGGCCCAACCGCCUCCCUUUAGGCAGAAGGAGUUUCCAUGGUCCGCUGCGGGUUAGUGAGCCCUCCACGGCGUCUGCAGGCACCUCCACUUCAGUCCCCGCCACUGGCAGCUCAUCUGAAGGACCUUCCAGUCCUGGAGAGUAUAUUAACAUUGAGUUUGGGGAUCACUACCCUCACCAACAGCAGCCCCCCGCCUACCCUCUCUCUGCCCAAGACGAAGCGCCUUCCCUGGGAUCCAGUGAUCACUGUCACUCCCCUCCCCAGCCCCAAACUCACCAGGACUAUAUGAGUGUGGAGGUGGGGGCAGAUCAGCAGGACAGUGCUGGAUGUCUGGGUAAGAACCAGUCACCCAGGCCCAGCCUUGUUGCCCCCUGGAACCCACCCAGCUACAUCCGACCCCUGGCUAUCAAUCCUGGGGCGCUGGCCUCCCCUGGAGUCCAGGCCGGAGGUCACUGGAGGUCGAUCGGGGACGACUACACGGACAUGACAUUUAACCUCAGCAGAGGUGAGAGGACUCAAACAAGCCCCACAGCCAUGCUGCAGCAUCUCUGUGUGAUGGAGGGACGUUAUGGCCACGCUCCCUCCGCCUCCUCCUCUUCCAUUUCUCCUCCGAUCCCUCCGUCGAGCCCAGGUAGGGCGCCGACACACCAGCUGGAGCCCAAGGUGGUUCGAGCCGACCCCCAGGGCAGGAGGAGACACAGCUCGGAGACGUUCUCCUCCACCUCCUCCUCUAACUCAACUCCCCCUGGAGGAGGACUCGGCCCCUCAUCCUCAGCCACCCACCCCUCACUGGCUAAUCCAGCAGCCCCCAACGGAGCUUACCUAACGGAGGGUCAGACUUCCCGAUGGGCCAGCUCGGCAUCGUUCGACAGUGUGUGGAUGUCCGUGGAGGGUCUGGGGGACUCGCCGGCUCACCACGCCCCGGCAAGAACCACAGAAAUGGGCAUGGCCUCCGGGACCUCAGCGUCCUCCUCCUCCUCCUCGGGGGCUGCAGCCAGUAGAAUGUGCAGGAACAUGUCCGUUGGUUACCAGAACGGCCUCAACUACAUUGCCUUGGAGCUGCGGGAGGACGGGAGUAACGUGGGAGCCAUGACGUCGGGAGCCGGUAGCAGUAACGGGAGCGCGGCGGUGGCGGCGGCGGGGACGGUGCCUCUGCCGGAGAACGGAGCCUAUGCCAGUAUCGACUUCACCAAAUCAGAUGGAGUCACUACAACAACCAAGGACUGAGCGACAGAGGUUCCCCACAUGCUGCCUCUUCCUCCUCCUCCUCCUCCUCCUCAUCCUCAUCUCUCUGCUCGGGCCCUGGACUCUGCCUGUGACCGUUGGCCUCCCGCCGCUGACCUCCGACCUUCACUCAGACUGAGGAGCUGCUCCCUCCUGGACGCAGACGACAACAACAACAAACAUCACAACAUGACAAAAAAAACGCUUGCAGUUUUUUUUUUUUAAGUGUAUUUCAUCUUUUAUUUUUCUUGUGUUUUAUAUGCAUAUCUCGUCCCGUUUAGUUGAUUUUUUUCCCCCCGUCAUUUCUCCCCUCUUGCGAUCGAUGCUGCCAGCGUGCUGCUCUCCUCCGGUUCAACAGACUGAUUCAUCCAACGGCAGUCAGUGAACUUUGACUGAGGGGCGUCAACACGAGCGCUGAUAGUCCUUUUAUCAGAUGGUUCUGCUUCUCCGUACGGUAUUAAAGAAAACAAAAAAGGGAAGUUGGAAUUCAAAGCAAAGGCAUUACGGUACAGACUUGGAUCUUUUAUGUUAAAAUAUUAAGUUUCAUCAUUUAUUAUUAUUAUUGUCUUUUUUUUUUUUUAACCCAAUGUGUAAUCCUUCCUCGGCACCGUAAACUUACUACAUUUUGGACAAA